CGAGCGAUGCCGACUGAGCCCUUCGACUGGAGAAGAAGAUCCGAGCAACGCGGUUCGCUGGGUCUGGUGGUCUGGCUGGGUGUCAGUUGGUCUAUGGCAGUGAGUGUGUGAGGUCGUUAGUGGUGAUCCGUCUUCCGACUGUGUUGGAUUAUUUCGUCAGUACUUGUCAGAAUCACACGGCAGACCGCAGUUCGCCCAGAAGGAUCUCGGAAUUCGCACCUCAUCGCGUAAAACAACAGUUUGUCCUUGGUUACGAGGGAGACGAGACAUAAACACACACGGCACCUUUGUCUGUCAAGAUGGGGGACACGUUCAGGGCGCGAGACAUCAGCCUGAAGGCGCAGAAGAAGUUGCUGAGCAAGAUCUCCAACAAGAGCAUGGCCAAGAACUUCAUCGACGACACCCACGCUAGCAUACUAGACAACAUGUACAAUCUCGCCAAAGCUUACACGGGCAACAAGAAAGAAGCUGAGAAGUUAGUCAAGAACAUCAUCAAAAUUAUCGUCAAAAUUGACUUCCUCUCCAGAAACAAACUCUUUUCAGAUGAAGACCUCAAAGUGGCCGAUCAGCUCAAGGACAAAUUCACCACGAUCGUCAAAACCGUCAUCAGCUUCUUCGAGGUCGACUUCACCUUCGACAAGAACUUCCUGACGAAGAACAUCAACGACUGCCGAGCGAUCCUGAAGGACCUGGUGGGCAACCACCUCUCAGACAAGACCCUCGGGAGGAUAGAUCACGUUCUGGACUUCUUCACGGACUCCGCCUUCCUGGAGGAGAUGUUCAAGACGGACUCCCAGCACCGGCCUCUCCUUCAGUCCAUCAUCGGAGACAUGAGCAAAGCCUUCGACGAGGGGCGGAUCUGAAGUCAGUCUCCGUAGGUUUUAGGGUCUUUGUAACUCUUAGAUCGGCGUGUCUUCUUCACUCUACCGGGAACGUGCGUUACGAAAGACGCAGAAAUAUUCCGCGCGUGCGCAGUGACGUAUUCGAACGCUGCCCGGAAGUGCACUACUACUAUAUAGACAGUCUGGGUCAGAGUGGUUACGAUCACUGUGACCUCUGCAAAAUGGUAGUUUUCUAUAAAGGCAUUUUUAAGAAGACCGCGAGAAACCUACGCUAUUAUAAGUGUCAAACGCUGUAUUAUUGUAUUUGGCUCAAAAAAAAAAGGAUAUAUGUAAGUUUACUAAGUUUUCUAAUAUAACAUAUCGGAAGACGAGAAAUGUGAUAAUCAUAUCUAGAUGAAUCUAAAUAAGAAACCGUGGCAGAUAGAUCAGGUAAAUUGUCACGUGAUUGUGUGUAAAUUAAUUACAAACCAUAGAAGGAACUAAGGAAGGUUGAACAGGAAGAUAUGACUUUACCUGUUCCUCGAAAAAAGAAAAUAUAUAUAUAAUCGACUGUACUGGAUGGCUAGGCCCAUGCAGCCAUCUCGCCCUAAUUAAUCAAAAUGGUAGAAUUUAAUGGCAAGAUCUCUCCAAUAUUUUAAUUAGUUUAUCAUCAUAAACUUUUGAAUUCGCGUUUUGUAAUAGGCAACUUAUGUAGUUGAAUUUUAAAGUGGUUUAAACUGGUCACAAGCCUUCAGUCUGUAGUAGUUUAGCUAAUUAAGAGAAAUCCUGACAUUUUAAAUAAGCCUGUAUGAUCCGUAUGCAGUCUGAGUGUACUGGAAAGUGCUAUAUUAUCGUUUCCCUUUGUUGCAUCGUUUCUCUUGACUGUUCUGUUUUUUUCCCUUUGCAACAGUAACAAGAUUGUCUUGGUUGCAAAAAGAAAAAGAAAAAACAAUUAUUUAUAACCGAAUAAAAAAUACGAGCGCAAAAGCAAGCGCUUGAGAAUGCAUUUACUAUGUAAUUCAUCAGUAAAAUUCUCAGUGAAAGUCAUGUAUCAAUAGUCCAUAGCUUUAAGCAUUGUUCAUUCACGUAGCUUCUCAGCCUUUUUGAGCAUGCAUAAUGCAUCCAGUGGUAUGCAAAUUAACAGCACCGAGGGGACUCUGCACAGACAAUACGCACUCCUCUUACACGCCAUUGUCAUUCCAAGACGUCUAAGUAGCGUUCUUCAGUUGUCAACAAACUAAAUUUCAAAGUCUUUGAUUUGAAGUCUUGGUUUCUCAUUGCUGUCCCCCAUUGCGUACUUAUUAGGAGAGGUUAAGUUUCCCGUACUUAAAUGCUUAAACGCUGAAGUGACAGAUGAAUCUUCAUUGCAUUUGAUUGUAGCUGCAUUGCUCUUUGACGAGGAUAAAAGUCGUAUAUUGUGUUAAGUAUAAACGUCCUGUCUGAGAAUGACAAUGUUUGGGGAAUCUGUUCCUUCUUCAUCAUAUCUACGAUGCUCUGGUCAAUAAUGACACAAUCUGCUGUCCUACAGUCUGAUGAAACUCAUUAUAUCCGAACGGUAAUGCACAAGUAAUGCACAUUUAUCUCCUUUGUUUUUAUAACUGGGAGAUACCUUAUAAGCACAAGGGAUUGACUGAUUCAUGGUUAUGAAAACUGGCGUCGCAACGUCUAGUUUAGCACAAGGGAUCGUUUUGUCACCUCAGCUAUGCAGUUGAGGGCUUCCAAAAUGAAAUUAACAGUUGAAAUCAUUUCACCUAUACGUAGUCUUAAAUAAAUAAUUUUUUUAUCGCCAGUGAACCUAGUUUUACGAAAAUGUAAUGUACGUAUUAAAGAGCUUUCGCUUGCUGGUACGUUUCUCUCAUAUAGGUUUUACAUCUUAGGUUACGACACAACUCUCUUUCAAAGAGGAUUAAGGCAUAAUAUAUCUUUUUGAAGAUUGAAAUGGGAUUUCUGUUUGUUUCCAGUAAUGAACAAACUCUGUCAGUUAAACUGCAUUCUAUAGUAGACGUCAAUAAUUUAACUUGGCUCGUGAAUUUUUACUCAGAAGUUCACAAGAAAUUGCGCGGUUCAUUAACUGCUGCUUCUACUGCAAUGCUUUGGAAUUUUCCUUCUCCUUCUGGUUUCCUUAGUGCUUGUGAUCUUGUAUCCCUUAAGAGGUAAGGCCAUCACUUUAUGGCUGACCUUCACCUUUCAUCUUUUUUUUUUCUCCCCAAGAGUCGUUAAUAGCAUUCGAUUGCUUGUCCAGCUAAGCAGUGCACUUGAAAAUAUGUCAUAACGAGGAUUAGGACUUCAUAUAUCACCUUCUUUAGUGUAAAUGUAAUGCAUUAUGGCCACCAGGAUUCUCUAUUGGUAAUGACUCCAGAUUAGCCUCACGAUAGUUAUAAGUGCAAAUAUUUUGCCAUAUUGUUAAUGGUAUGAACUGGUAGACUAGUGUAAUCUGUCAGUGUUUAUGAAGAUCAAAAAGGUACGCCAGUACUGAAGUCGUGAGAAAUGCUAUUCUGAGGUUUCCCUUUCAUCAUUAAUAACAGUUAAACUCUUGGCCCUUGAUAACAGACUCACAGGGAGUUAAGGGGUUACCCAUCAGUAGCAGUAUCUGUCAACAAAAAGUUUUCGUGCAUAGUCCAGGGUGGAAUUUUUCUGGCAAAAUAAUUCCCUAAACCUCUUCAAGAAUUAAAACAAUCACAAAAUAUUAGCCUGUUGACAAAAGAAUGUAUAAACUAUAAUGAAUUACUGCUUGGUUAUGUAGGGGUGACUCGAUACCUUUUGCCAUGUGAUCCAGCCACGACUGAAGGACAUACAGUCAAGGGUAGAGAUCGCUGUCGUAAAUGUGUAGGACAGAAGGUGGAGGAACCAUAAUCAUGGAUAUACUGACAAAGUGGAUAAAGAGGUGCUCGGCUGAGAAGCAAUUUAUGGAAAUUGGAUGGAGGUGUCAGAACUUGAAGAAGGACUCAUCAUGGGUCAUUGAAGCCAGCUCUUUGACCUGAGAAAGUGGUCUAUGGUACAGCACUGUCUGUUUUCUGGCGACCAUCUGUUGAUACCAGAUUCCUGAAUGCUUGCAUGGUGUUGUGCGUCUGGCCUACUAGUCUGAUGUACCUUCAAUUAUAUAAAAGAGCCUUUGGAGAAUUGUGUUGCUCUGUUUAUUUCUCGUGUUCAGGAUAGGGCUCACAUAAGCUGAGACUGGCUGUCUAUAUUUGUUGAACUUGAUAGCCAGACCCUCCUCCUUCGUUUAACUACAGUUCAGGAGCAUUAAGGGACAUCAGAGAUCAAGGUCCAGGGGCAGAAGGUCAUGCUGGGAGAGUGGAUACCUGAGAAAGGCUCGGUAGCAGGAGUCGAUAAGAGGUCACAGCUAGAGAAACUAUGAAAGAAGCCAGUCAUGAUUAAUCCAGCCAUCUCUUAUCCUAGACAAUGAGUCAGGCGUUUUUGUUGUGUUCUCAUAACGCUUUUUGUUUUUGAAUUCCUGCAUUUGGAGUUACCAGUUCAUUGUACCCACUUAACUAUUUAGUGACAUUAUCCAUAUGUUGAUUUGUAUGGAAGAGCAUGGGGAGAAAUUUUUUUCAUAUGGCUUUUAUAACUUAAUUCUAUGUAAAAAAAAAAGUUCAUUCUCAAACUAUAUUUUAUGGCUAGGUUUUCCGUUACUCUACGCAAGUUUUAAUGGUUAUGUUGCAAGCAUGCUGCUCCAAAUGCUUGGAUUCUGCCAUUAUAGAGAGCAAUGCCCACUCACGAUUUCUGCAUAAAAGAAUUUUACACUAUUUUAUUUCAUGUGAGAAAUAGCAUUUUUGCUUGUAGCUUCGCAACAGCAAUGUGAGCUAUGGCACAGGGAUUGAACUUUGCUACAAACUUCUUUCACUAUUCGAUGGCUAUUUUUGUACCACUCAUUGUUUGUUCGUCUAUAUCAUGACAGUUGCCAAAACAGGGGGCGGUCGUCUAUCAAGUAUCCAAUUCUAGCUUCUACACCACAUUCAGAGGAUCAUGACUUUUGAAAGGCACUGAACACGACUCAGUAUUGCACAGGUUACAGUGCAAUGGAGAAUGCACUGUACAGAAUUGUGCACAUGUACCAUACAAACCAUACAAGGAAGUUACAGAAGAUGCUCUCUUAGUACCAUUUUUUUCUGCACAAGGAUAUAUAUAGUUUAUUUUCUCAACACAUCAUGACGGAUGCACGAGGUGGGAUAUUCAUCUCUUCACUUACAUAUUAAGCAGCUUGCACUUCUAGCACAGCAUCCUGUCUACUCCGUCAGAAUGAUCAGAAAAGUUCUGACAGCAGACUCUGUUCACUUUCUGACGAAAUGGGAAGAGAGGAUUUCAUCAAAUUUCAUUAGCAAACAAUAAGUCUACUUUUCUAAUUUCACCGUCUGACGCUUAGAUUGCUGAAGCUAUAUGCUGUCGCUUAAUCGUGCAGGUAAAAUGAUCAUUUCCCCCUCUUUUUUUUGCUGUGCCAGUAGCUUUCCUUUCUGUAAUAGCGUUUUGAACGAAAUCUGAUGGUAUGCAAAUUAGCCCUUGACUGAGAACUAUUACUUCAUAAGCUUACAAAGAUGGAUGUACGUAGUACUAUACUGAAAUUCUGCAAGUUUUUUUUUUUUUUUUUUUUUUUUUUGGUGGUGACAGUGACUUGUUUAUUACGGUACUCUUUAUCAUUAUUAUUAUUAUUAUUAUUAUUAUUAUUAUUAUUAUUAUUAUUGUUGUUGUUGUUACAUGAAACCUAUUCAUGCAACAAGCCCACACACAGGGGCCAUUGACUUGAAAUUCAAGCUUCCAAAGGAUAUGGUGUUCAUUAGGAAGAAGCAAGACGAGGUAAAGGGAAAUAUAGAAAGAAGAGGCCCCACUCAUUAAAAAAGAUAAUUUUUAAUUUUCAAGAGAAACUGAAAUGUAACUAUAGAAAGCUUUCAUAAUCUCCGGAUAUAGAAGGUUAGAGGAACCAUUCCUUAUGUACCUAAUAUUUAUUCUCAUAAGACUUACGUUACUCUUUUUAGUUUUAGUGUACUAUUUGCCUACUGAGUUUUCCAUAGAAGUGUUAAAUGUAAGGAUUGUACAUAAAAUCUGCUUUAACCUUUGCUGUGAAUUCCUCACUUCUGUUCUCACUAUUGCAACCUAGGUAAGCAUAGUAUAAAACAAAUGACCAGUAAUAAUGUUUCUUCAUUAUUAUAAAGGUAACUCUUGGAUGCACUAAUGUUGUUCUACAUUAAUACUGUGAAAAAAUGUAUAUACUACUCUACUGUUUUCUUGAUACAUAUCAGUAAGUCAGUGUUAUCUUUACAGUAAGAGAACGUUAUCCAGUGCCUCUGGUUUCAUCAAUUUUUUUUCUUUUUUUAUUUAGAUUAGAGUAAUCUCUUUUAAAAUAGAUUACUGGUUUGCAAUAAUUGUCUUUAGUGUCGAGAACGUUUUGCGCACCAUGUAGCGUUUCAUUUUCUUGUUUCCUUUUGUCAGUGAACAGAUGUUACCUGCCGCUACUAUGAUGUUAAACAUUUUAGUGUCUGCAGUGUUCACAGUCUGGAACUUUUCUGACGUCAGUUAAUCAUUUUUAUGAUCACAUCAAUGUUUUGUAUUUUUAUAAGCAUAAUAUCUUUCAUAGAUAAGGUGUAUAAAACUACAUACAUGAACGGAAUGUAACAGCAGUUUAUCAGUGAAAUAUUCUGAAAUAUUUUGAAAUGAGCCGUGAAAGUGUUUUUGCCUUUCAUAAUUUCAUAACCAAAGUAGUAAAAAUUGGUAUUAGAAAUUAUUGCUAGGCAUGAAAUUAUAUUUAAUUCAAAGUUUAUCUUUAUUCAUCUAGUUGAUGACUUUCAGCUGUCUUUAAAGAUUCAAUCAAAACUGGAUUUCCCCUUCAAUUUCAAUUUAUUCCUGGUUGACUAUCAAUUUGCUUUAGUUAAUGUUUUGACCAAGACUAAAGAACCUUUAAAAGAUCAUUUUUAUGUAGCCUUGAUUUUCAUUUAUAGUUUGUAUAUGCAUCAAUACAUGCACACAUGUAUGCAUAUAUGAAAAUGCCUGUUUAACCCUUGAUGCUUAUCAUACACCAACAACCUUAAGGAUUUGUAUGGAAGAUGUUAUGCUUUACAAAAAUUCUAUCACAAUCUUAUAGCAAUUUAUUUGUUAUAUUUAAUUAAUGUACAGCUUAAAUUCAUAUUAUGUAUCUUGUGGAUGGUCUGAUGAAAAGGGAAAGUUGUUUUUCGUGAGUUGAAAUUCGACCAACGGCAUUGGACCUGCAAUCUUGUUUUCUCCUCUCUUCUGAUUUCACGGACUGGUGUGACUGGUUGUAGAAAAGUGAGGUUUGUUCAUAAUGUAAAUAAUCACAGUGUACUCGAUUUCUGGGUCGGAGGAUUGGUAUAAGAGACAUUGGAAAGAAAACGGUUUUUUAUAAUGCAUUUCUUUUUUGUACAAAGCAAUAUUGUAUCUAUAACAUGAAUAUACAUACUAUAUGAAAAAUAUAUAUUUUCAAUCUGUGA
Messenger RNA from Macrobrachium nipponense, 7258 nucleotides. RefSeq names its product tumor necrosis factor alpha-induced protein 8-like protein (gene sigmar). Gene Ontology annotation, cellular component: cytoplasm. The record is from RefSeq and is a predicted model, not a curated record. The coding region runs from base 300 to 863 and encodes 187 amino acids. The transcript is spliced from 5 exons. Gene Ontology annotation, biological process: regulation of apoptotic process. NCBI's taxonomy places the organism in Eukaryota, Metazoa, Arthropoda, Malacostraca, Decapoda, Palaemonidae.